ACAGGCCAGCAGUCUUUCUUCCUUUUUGUUUUUUUUUUUUUUUGAAAUUCAGCAUCGAAACAAUUGAACGUUCGUUUUUCCACCUCCAAUUUUGAAAAUCUUAGUGCGUAUGGUACCAGCGAACAGAAACGGUCAUUCUUUCAAAAUAAUAAUAUUUUUAUUUCUUAGCCCCGGUCGAUAUUGUCGGUGCGGUAUUUCGAAAUAAAACAAUAAUUUUGUUUCUAUGCUGUACAAAUGUUCAAAAAUAUGGUCCCCGGUGUGUGACAGUGAAAUUUAUCGAAAGAUUUAUUUGUGGUCUUUUCCAAAAUGCGCAGAAUGGAAAUUUAGCAAAAAAAGUGAAUUUAUAAUUAAAUGAAAAUUUAAAAAAAUUGUGUGUACCGUUCAACGGAGAAAAAAAAGUUAAUAACCGUGUCAACCACACGAAGAGUGUGCAACUAAAAAAAACUAUUAAUUAGAAACAAAAAGGAAAAAAAAUCAUUUAUUUACCUACCCCAAAAAAUAUACAAACUACAACAAAAACAACAGAAAAUCCAAAGUGUGACCUUGUUUAUUGUUUUGACAAGGAGUGCGUGAACCACGAAUUCAAAAAGUGGUGGCCUCAGCUGUGUUAUAUAAACAAAUCAUCGACAUAAAUCGAAACGGCCUUGAGAGGCCGCCUCGAAGUGCGAAUUGGCACAUUAGGUGCGGUGUGUUGGGAUAAUAAAAUUGGAAAAAUAAAUUCAAAAAAAAAACGGUUCCAAUUGCCAUGAUGAAACACGAGAGUGUAAUGACUUCAACAACGAUUCCGAUCGAAAUGCCGGCAUCCAAACGCCAUAACCAUGACAUGAUACGAUGUAUAAACGACGUGUGGCAUAGUAAAAAGAUCAAUACAUCCAGUGUUCCUGUCAACUCCCCAAAGAGUCCUAUUGUAAAGGCUUUUGAUUUCCUGCCAUGGUCCCGCAGUAGGAGGCAACAGCAUUUGGCUGAAAAGACGACAACGGCAACUACAACGACGACGACCGAUGAGAAAAAGGAAUCCAACAAUACCCAUUAUCAAAAGAACAUAUUCCGCAAUGGGGGUGGAAUAAUUCGAGAUAUUCUGACUGACAGGCUUAACAAGGACCGUGCCAGAGAUAGCAGCCUCAGUCGAUUGGAUGUAAAGCGCGCCCAAAAGAAAUCAAAACAACUUUCGAGGAAUAAAAGUCUUGACAUUAAUGAACUGAUUGACACUGUUGAGAAUGAGCUGGCGGCGGAGAAGAAACAGGACGUCCGCAAUCGAUUCAUGGACGAUACGUUCAUUGAGAACAUUAUCCGUGCCAAAUCUGAGGACGAUGGAAGAGUAGUGGCGGCAGUGCCGGUGCCAGUGCCGGAAAAACACAGUAAUGGCAAGCAUAUUCUGUUCAACGACGAGAACGUCGUAUAUCUGAUUAAAGAUGAAGUUCGUUCCAGUAAACGCCCCGGGAGAAGCACAUCGAAGAAAGAUGACAAUAACCAUAGAAGUUCGAGCAAGUCAAGGGGGAGCAGUAGCCCGCGGCCAACGAGCAUGAUAGAGGAGGGCGGAAAUAUUGUGAAGGCACGUUUGAGGUUCAAGAAAAUCUCCCCGGAAGUGAAUAGCACUACAAUGGUGUCAUCAGUAUCAAGCAAAAGGUUGAUAACAACAACAACUGUGAUGGGUGGUGGUAGCAAUGGCAAUGGCAAUGGCAUCCCUCCAGCAUCACCAUCUUCAUUGUCAACGUCGUCCUCGUCGUCGACAUCAACAGCUGUAGCAGUAGAUAGCACUGGCACUGGAAAGAGGGGAAUCCUUCAUAGGCAAAACACAAGUCCUAAUGUCGUAGUGUCACUUGCCACCCCCUCAUCCGACCAAGAGUACGGAUCACAAAUCCGAAGAAGAAAGUCCUUCAACGAAAUAAACUUUGAAAACAAUGGAAAUAGCAGUUCCAGCAGCUUAGGUGUUGGCAGCGGCCUCGAUGGAGGGGGUGGCACUGUGACUGAUGAUAGACCCAAAUCCGAUAAGCCACGAAAAAAGCUCUCAUUUAGAGAACCAGUGGUUGCUCCUCGGUGUGCAGAACGACGGAUAAGCACACCACAGCAGCAGCAGAACUACCAUCAGCUCCAACACCAACAGCAACAACAACUUCAACAUCAACAACAACAGCAGCAAUUUAAAAAACCCGAGGAUACAUCAAGCAAGGUUUUUGACAACAAAUAUGCUCCUGUCAACAGCAGUGUUGGCAGCAGUGGUGGAAGCGGAGGCAGUGGUAACGUCGGAUUAUCGAAUGGAAAUGGCAAUGGCUUUGGUGAUGUUGAUUCAGAGUCACAAGCUAUGCGUAUUGUUAGGACAGUAGGACAAGCAUUCGAAGUAUGUCACAAAUUUAACCUUCAUAAGAAUUCCUUAGAUAAUAACGAAGAAAGAUCAGACGCAUCGUCUGAUUUACUCGAUGUCGAACAUACAUCAGAGCAAUUAAGUGAUGAGGAUUUAUCCAAAAAAGAUCAAAUCGGAGUCACGCCUGAUAUAAGCCCGCCACAAAGACCUAAUCAUCUAGAAUUAACGUCCCAAAUGAGCAGUGCCAAUCAAAAAUCAUCUUGUGUACUCACUGACGAGGAGAAAUCGCCAUCAUCACCCAUAUCGCCCAGCAGGGAAAUCAACAAGCUCAAGGAUCAAUUAGAACAACAAGCCAUGCAGACCCGCCAAGCCCUGGCACAAUUGAUGCUCGUCCGAGAGCAGUUGAUAUCCGAAACGAAUGCAAGAAUCGAAGCUCAGGCUCGUACCCAACAAUUGCUUCAGCAAAAUAGAGAACUGCUAGAACACCUGGCAUCAUUGGGGGCGUAUACGGAUCCACAAGCCGCCACCGGGCUAACGUCGGCCAAUAUAGCUCUGGCACCACAGUCACAGCUACAAAUGCUCUUUCAAGAGCCCGCUGAUUUAUCGGUUGCCUUAAGAAAAGCAGUCCUUGCAUCAUCGAACAACAAUAAUCUGGCAACCAUUAAUCAACAGAUAAACAAUUUGGGAUCAAUUAACCAGCAGCUUACAACACUGAGCCAUCAGCUGAGUGGGCUCAAUCAGCAGAGUCAGAAUCUGCAGAAUUUUCAAAAUAUCAGUUCAACUUUCCAACAGCAGCAGCAACAACAACAACAGCAGCACCAACAACAGCAACAACACCAACAACAACAGCUGACUUCACCACAGCAGCAGCAACAACAACUUCAACAGUCUUCCUUGCAUCUGAGCAGUCCUCCAGUGACUCAGCCAUCAGGCAGUCCAAUACCGCCAAUGAACGCCCUUCAGAGUCUGAGCAACCAGUUUUCAAGCAUAUCGGCUCAGGGAAAUCAGGAUAUGCUCUCAAAGGAGCUCUUCCAAAUGAACCAAGAACUCCUGAACCGCCUACAGGCUUUGAAUCUCGGCCCUGGGAACAAUGGCAACAAUCCGGGAAACAUGAACGGGGCAGGAGCCAUAGGCAACAGUAAUUCACCGCACAACUCGUUCUUCUAUGUCAACCCCAUGUCCUGCAGUCCGAACAACAACAGUCCCUUUAAUUUUUUAAGCACCCCUAGUUCCCUGGGCAAUCUAACUCCCUCGCCCAUGGGAACUAUGAACCGAAAUUCCUACUCAAACAGCCCGAUCAAUGACGAUCUCGGCAUGAGCAUAGACAAGAACCUAAAUAGACUGGAAGAGAAUCAGCAGAACUUUCUGAAAUCAUCAGGAGGGGCUUCCAACGGCAACUUGACCGGUGCCAGUGGAAGCGGGAACAACAAUGGCAACCUCGAUAGCAGUCGAUCAUCAGCCGAGGCAUCAACCUCUUCAUCGCCGAACAGAAUUACGAACGAACAACGGUUUAACACAGUCAUGCUUAAAGUCACCGACGAAUCCGGCAACGUUACGAACCAAAGAAAACUCUCAGCGACCCCGAGUUUCAUUACCCGAAGCACAAGUGAAAAAGUACCAAAUCGAAGCCAAAUGAUGAGUCAAGUUCAAAGGACAGCUUGGGCGCGACACACUACUAAAUAGAUUUUUAUUCUUAAGUAUUAUAUAGUUUUCAUAAAAUAUUCUUAAGGGGUUGGUGUUGAAAAAUUCACUGAAUUCUCUGACAGUAUUAAAAACCAAAAAAAAAUCAUGUAUUUCUAAAAAUGAAAACACUCGAAAAAGUGAUAGAGGAAACCCCCCUUUCAACCAAAAACUUUACUAUUUACUGAAUUCAGCGUGCCACAGAAUUUACGUGUUAAGGUUAUUUUUAAAAACUGUACCUAUCUAUAACAAAAUUGCACAUCAUAUCUUUUAAAUUUUAGUCCUAUAACUCGUAUAAUGUUAAGGUUUAAUUUUGCCGACUGCAUUGAGAUGAAUUUUAAGCCAAAAAUUAAAAAAAAAAAAAUAAGAAACGAUUAAAAAUAUUGAAAAAUGAAUUAAGUUAUAUUUAAUUAUGUAUUUUUUUUCAUUUUUUAAACUUGUACAUAAAACGAUUAAAUAGAAAUAAAAAUUCUAAGAACGCGUCUUAUUGAUUACCUGGAAUAAUAUCGAAAUAUAUGUUUUUUAUUUUAUUUAAGUUCAAUUACAAUUUUAAGUUAAAAUAAAUAAUUUUAUUUAAAAAGUCACUUUUCAACGCGAAAAAUAAUAAUUGUAAUUAAUUCACAAAAUAAAAGAACUAAGUGACUUUUAGUGCUAUAAGUAAAAUAUAUUC
Molecule: messenger RNA, 4652 nt
Organism: Eupeodes corollae
Lineage: Eukaryota; Metazoa; Arthropoda; Insecta; Diptera; Syrphidae
Product: capon-like protein
Exons: 7
Coding region: 746-3985 (1079 amino acids)
Molecular function (GO): nitric-oxide synthase binding
Source: RefSeq, a predicted model, not a curated record